GUCGCUUCAAAGAGUUCGAAUCGUGCGGACAAGAUACAGAUACAAGAUACAGAGUGCUCUGUACCAGAAAGUGUUCUAAAGAGAGUCGGAAGACCUAGUGUCGCGUUGCGAGUGAUCGGACCAGGCAGUCUGAAAAAACCAAAAACAAGCCCAACUGCGGCCAAUUGUGAUACCAAAAGUGAGCGAUUCUUCGCCCAGACAAGCAACAAAAACAAAGCCCAAACACAGGCGUCUGGCCAACAGCUGUUUUCCGUGCGCGCUCUCCCGUUAUUAAGUCGGCCCUCUCCGCAUUCAGCAGACUCGCCCCCUCUCCGAGGCGCGCUCACAAACGCCAGCAGCGGCCGGGCAGAGCAGCAAGCAGCCAUCACUCGGUUUCUCGUUUGCCUCAGAUCGCGUUUUUCAUCGGAGUGGUCGAGACGUUCGUUCGGCAGUUCUAUUGCUCUUAGAACUAACAAGUUUUCCUACUCCGCGAACUCACUCCCGCGAGAAAAGAACAGAGCAGAACAGACCCGAAUGAAAAGAGGGACAGAGACAGCUGAGGAAGCAACGGUUAAGCCAGCGAAAAACGGGCUAAAAGACUGAAAAACACACGUGGAUUGUUCACUCACACCCCAAAACAAAACUCACCCACACUCACCCAGCAGCUCCAACUGUUCGCUGCAUUUAUGUAAAACCAAACAAAGACUGAUUAAAACGCUAAAUAAAUAUACAAUAAACGUAACGAAACAAAGUUAAACACGCGAACAGCAGCUAAAUAUUAUACGGGUUAAAGCGAAUUCCAAAGCAAAGCAAAAAACACAUAUGGAUUAAGGUUCCUCCUAUCUCAAAAGCAAAAAACAAAAAUCGAAAACGAAGCAGAUAAAGAAAAAGAAACAACCAACACACACACCACUCACACUCACACACUCACGGAUUACCUGCAGCGGCAAUUUACCGUUAGCCGCUCUUUUUGGAUUACCAGUGCCAAUAAAACCACAAAAGUGAAUUUUUUCGAAAGUGAAGAAAGCGAAAAUAACGCCCGCAAAAUGCUAAAAAUCUGAAUCGAAAAGUAAAUAAGCAACCAAAAGCGAAUUCUGUGUUACCGAAACGAGAGCAAAAGCUAAAGGAGCCCCCGAAAACCAGCAAUGACGAUGGCCGCCUGUUAUGCCAACUACGACAUGUCGUCCCUGUCGCACGGCAUGUCGGCCCUGUCCGCGCUGCAGCAACAGCAGCAACAACAGCAGCAGCAACAGCAGCAGCAGCACAGCCAGUCGCAGCAGCAACAUGGCCAGGCGCAGCAGCAGCAUCACCACCAGCAGCAGCAGCAACACAUGUACCACGCCGCGGUGGCUGCACACCAGCAACAGUUGUUGCAACAACAGCAGCAGCAGCAGCAACAUCACCGCCAGCAACAACUCCAUCAGCCCGCCAACAACAACAGCAACGCCAGCAACUCGCAGCGCCACAGCCACGCGGCGGCGACCCAAACGCAGGUCGCCGCCGCCGUUGCCAACAGCAGACAACAACAACAACAACAGCAGCAGCAGCAGACUGCCGCGAGCAGCAGCAACAACAACGGGAGCAGCAACAACACGGCGCCCGCACCGUCGCCCCAAAAGGACUACAGCAUCCCGUUGCACGUGGACUGCAGUGUGGAGUACGAGCUGCCCAACCAGCCGAAGCCGCCGGCGGGCCAAAGGGUGGAGCCGCUGCUGAUGAUCCACCCCUGCUACUUCCGCAAAAUGGAGUCCCAGCGGCGCAGUCCGUUCGUGAACAACAUGCAUGCCACAGCUCGGGCCGUGAGCAGCAGUUCGCUGAGCAGUGGCGCCGCCUUGGGCGGGGGUGGCAGUGGAUCGGCGGUGGCCUCGGCACCGAGCAGUAGUGCAGUGGUCCGAAGAGCAGCUCGCACCAGCGCCCAGCAGCAGCAACAGCAGCAGCAGCAGGCUCAGCAGCAGCAGCAACAACAGCGCUACCAGCAACAGCAACAGCAAUUGCGACAACAGCACCAGCAGAUGUCGCAAAUGUCACAGCAGGCUCACUAUCCUCAACAACAGUCUAGUCUGGAUGUCCGCCGACAACAACAGCAGCAGCAGCAACAGCAACGUGCCAGCAGCAACCAAAGCCAACGCCAAAGCCAAAGUCAGAGCCAUGCCGCCGCGGCAGCUGCGGCCGUUCAAGCACAGUCGAUUGCCGCUGCAGCCGCCGGGCAGUGGGAUCAGCUUGCUGCCGCCCUGGCCGCACGUACCGCCCUCACGCCCCACCACAUGUUGCACCCCCACAGCCACUACGCGGCCAAGGGGGGCAGUGGGGGCGGCAAGCGGGACGCCAUGAUCUCCGGCAGCAACUACGGCCAGACGGCGGUCGCCUCGGGGAAGCUGCAACAGUCGCAGGUGCAGCAGCAACAGCAACAACAACAGCAGCAACAGCAACACUGCCUGCCUCCUCCGCCCUGGGACGCGACGUCCAUGCUGAUGGACCGCUCGCCGAUGGCCACAGUUCCUAGCAAUUAUCAGGCCGGCCCUGACACCAAUCCCAUGCGCCUCUACUCGGCCACGCCCACCGCCGGAGCGGCCUCCGGUGGCUCGGCGUCGGUGGGCGGAGGCGGGGGUGGGGCUGUGAGCGGUGCAGGGGCGACGGGAGCGGUGAACACGGCCACGGACAAGUUGAGCGGAAAGUACCGCCAGUAUCUGCGGUCCCAGCGGAUGCAUCCCUAUGCUGCGGCCGCUUCGCUCAACAUGGCUGCCGCCGCUGCCGCUGGACAAACCUCUUUUGUGCCGUUCAGUUCGGCGGCCACGGCGGUCUCGGCCACGCCCACAUUCCAGCACCUGCCCCAGAUCUCCUGCUACAACGUGUGAUGCGGCAGAGGCAGCAACAAGGACAACGGCAACAUCAGGAGCAGAAGCAGCAACAGGAGCAACAGGAGCAACAGGCAACUUGCAACACAUGAGACAGGCGCCUACCAAGUACGCGUCGAUGAAAUAGCCGCCUCAAGGAAUAACCAAUAGAUCCUCCCCCUAAACAGUACUAUAUAUACACACCCCCUCAAAGCUUUUAGAAUCAAAAGUAAUUAACUCUAAAAAAUAUUAAGAGAUGAAAUUCAAUUCUGUUUAGCUGCUAUGAGAAAUUGUUGUCCGACGGUGAAAAAGAGGAAACGAGCGAUCUUUUUUUCUUUUUUAGUAAUGGUAGUAAUUGAUAAACGAUACAAAAACAAACAACAACAAAAUGCAAACUAUUGUAGUGAUAUUUGUUAUAAAAUAAUUUUAGUAAUUAAUUUAAUUUAAAUUAAACAACCAACAAGAAACAACAACAACAACAACCGCUCUGUGUAAACCAACAACAUCAACAAUAACAACAACAACAACGGCAACAACAUCCAACCAAACAACAAUUGCUAAAAAUUACACAUACGCAUAUUUAAUUAAAAAUCAACAAAAUGUUAUAACAAACCAUUUACUGAAAGAAUAUAAAAAUAUGAAAAGCAAAAAUGAUUACCGAACGAUGAAGAGAAGGAGGGUAAAGCAGAAAAAAGCAACACAAAAAAUACGAAUAAAAAUUAUUCAAAAUUAUGCAACGUAAUUUGAAGCGAGAUAUGCAAAAAUUAA
Molecule: messenger RNA, 3581 nt
Organism: Drosophila takahashii
Lineage: Eukaryota; Metazoa; Arthropoda; Insecta; Diptera; Drosophilidae
Gene: corto
Product: centrosomal and chromosomal factor corto
Source: RefSeq, a predicted model, not a curated record